AUGCAUGAGUCAAGACCUAGUAUUGUACCCCAUAAUCCAUUUGAUGCCAAGCAAGAUGCUGAAGUUUUAAGAAAAGCCAUGAAAGGUUUUGGUACUGAUGAAAGUGCUAUUAUAAGAAUUUUAACAAAAAGAGCUAACUGGCAGAGACAAGAAAUAUUUAAUGCUUAUAAACAACUGUAUGGCAGAGAUCUUAUCAAAGAUAUUAAAUCUGAAUUAUCUGGAGAUUUUGAAGAUCUUAUUGUUGCUUUAAUGGUACCAAUAGCUGAGUAUGAUGCACAAGAACUUCAUAAAGCUAUGGCUGGAUUUGGUACUAAAGAAUCUGUUCUUAUUGAAAUUCUUUGCUCAAGAACAAAUGCUCAAAUUAAUGAAAUUAAGAGAAUAUACAAACAAUUAUAUAAAUGUGAUCUUGAAAAAGACAUCAGAGGUGACACCUCCGGAUAUUUUGAGCGUAUUCUUGUUGCUCUUUGUUCAGGAGCCAGAGAGGAAUGUUCUCAUAAUGAUACAUUAAAAGCUAAUCAAGAUGCUAGAGACUUGUAUCGUGCUGGUGAACAAAAACUUGGUACUGAUGAGUCAACAUUUAUAAAAAUUUUUGCCACUCGUUCAAAUUGCCAUUUAGCCUUAGUUUUUCAUGAGUAUGAAAAGGUUGCUCAACAUACAAUAGAACAUGCAAUUGAAGGAGAAUUUUCUGGUGAUAUUAAAAAAUCACUUUUAGCUGUUGUUAAAGUUGUUAGAAAUACACCAGAAUAUUUUGCUGAAUUAUUAUAUGAUAGUAUGAAAGGUCUUGGUACAAGAGACAAGGAUCUUAUUAGAAUAAUUGUAUCUAGAUCUGAAAUAGAUCUUAAAGAUAUUGCUAUGGCAUUUGAAAGAAAAUAUAACAAAACUCUUAAAGAUAUGAUAAAGGGAGACUGUGGUGGAGAUUACAAAGAAGCUCUUUUGGAAAUUGUUAAAGGAAAUUAA
Molecule: messenger RNA, 957 nt
Organism: Strongyloides ratti
Lineage: Eukaryota; Metazoa; Nematoda; Chromadorea; Rhabditida; Strongyloididae
Product: Annexin family and Annexin repeat-containing protein
Exons: 2
Coding region: 1-957 (318 amino acids)
Cellular component (GO): cytoplasm
Molecular function (GO): phosphatidylserine binding; heparin binding; 1-phosphatidylinositol binding
Source: RefSeq, a predicted model, not a curated record